ACAACGAGUGCAUCAUGUAACUACCAACACAAAAGAUUCCUACGAUGAAAAUUCUUACGAAUCUAUUUAUCAAAAUGUGUUAGAGAGCCUUGAUGAAGAAGCUUUCAAGCGACCACCACAAAGGACUUUAAGAUCAGAAAUUUCUAGUAAUAACCCUAUUUCUAACUUGGAGUUUCAGGAAGAUUUCUUUGCAAAUGAGAAAGAUGAAACGUUAGAACAAGAUCACUUUUUUGAGAAUGGAGUCGUGUGUGAUGAUUUUAAUGAUGACUUUAUGGUGGACCAACCCUUACCAAUGUCAAAUUCUCAGCAAACUAUCACUAAAGAUUCUGAUAUUAUUCAGGAUGAAGAUGAUGACUAUCCAAUAGAGCCUCUCAAUUUUGUAGAAGAUCACUUUUCUGUUCCGAGUGCUAGUGAGCUUGAGGACGUUACGCAAGAUUUACCAAAUAGUUUGACAAGAAUCCGCCUUCGUGAUUUUAACAUAUUAUGGAAACUGUACGAUGGCUAUGACUGGAAACACACUAGAGAUCAAGCGUCUGAGGCAUUAACAAGUGUCAAAAAUUCAACUACUACUAAUAUAGCAGGACCUUCUACAGGCGAAAUUCAAGGUCUAAUGAACACUGAAUUAUCUAGUCCAUUUGAUCGUAUGUUGUUUGUGGAUUCGCCAUUUAAAAAUCCUGAUCAUGAUGGAUCGUCACAACUAGCAUCUGAAUUUGAGUAUAUGGUAGAUGGCCACAGCGAUACUUCUAGUCAAGUCAGCUCGCGAGUUGAUUCCGAUAAUUCCAGCGUUCGAGAUGGUAAACGACCUGAACAAAAGAAUCGUUCCUCUAGACCAAAGCUUAGCCGUUCAAGAAAAAGUAAACUUGACAUUAAGUUUGAUAAGAUCAAUUUGGAAUUUGAUUUAUUUCCAAAAGACAAUUUGCUGGCGUCUCGACUACUGUUGCUUAUUAGAGAUCUAGAAAUUCUCGACAAUAUCAAAACAUCUGCAUGGCAUAAAUUCUUGUCUCACUUACGUCCAGAUAAUGAUACAAAUCCUCGCGAAAAUAAAUCUAAUAUGGUUAAGAUAGAGUUAACGAGCGUUCGUCCUGUUCUAACAGAUCCUGUUGAAGAGCUUCGUUUAAAGGCCAAACUUUUACCAUUAAGAUUUUACAUCGACCAGGAUGCAUUAAAUUUUGUGAUUAAGUUUUUCUCAUACCGGGGUCCUACCAGCGAUGCUUCUCAGCAACAUGCUGAAGACGAAACAUAUUUCCAACUCUUCGACAUUCAACCAAUUGUAAUGAAGUUGGACUACAAACCAAAACAUAUUGAUUAUUCUAGCUUAAAAGAAGGCAAUUUGGUUGAAUUAAUGAAUAUUUUCCAUCUUGAAGCUGCGGAAAUGACAUUGAGAGGCCUUAAAUUAACAGGAGUUAAAGGUGUAUCACGUUUAUUAGAAGACUUGGGUGCAGCAUGGCUGCCGCACAUAACUAAUACGCAAGUUCCUAAUGUUGUAUCGGGUGUUGCUCCAAUACGGUCUUUGGUAAACAUAGGUUCAGGAGUUGCAGAUCUUAUCUUGCUACCUAUUGAACAAUACAAAAAAGAUGGAAGGAUUAUUAAAGGUCUUCAGAAAGGGACGCAAUCUUUUGCAAAGGCAACCACCAUGGAAGCAAUUAAAUACGGUACCAAACUUGCCGUUGGAACACAGAUAUUACUCGAGCAGGCGGAAGAAAUACUUUCCUUUGAGUCCCAAACAGAUACUAGCUCGAAUACGGAUAAUAAUGAAGAGUUUGAUAGCGACGAAGAUAAAAAAUCUAGCAAAUCUAGCAGCAAAUAUGCUAAUCAACCCGCAGACAUAAGUGAAGGAAUGGUGGCUGCUUAUCAAAGUUUGAAACAGAAUAUCGGGACUGCAGCGCACACAAUUUUUGCCGUGCCGAUGGAAGUAUAUGAAAAGACUGGAACUCAAGGAACAGUAAAGGCUGUGAUUCGUGCUGUUCCAGUUGCUGUAUUAAAACCAAUGAUUGGAGUCGCCGAGGCAGCAUCCAAAGGUUUACUUGGU
Racocetra persica is the source of this 2029-nucleotide messenger RNA. The record is from the annotation of a GenBank genome assembly. Lineage: Eukaryota; Fungi; Glomeromycota; Glomeromycetes; Diversisporales; Gigasporaceae.